Ceratotherium simum simum (southern white rhinoceros) is the source of this 1851-nucleotide messenger RNA. NCBI's taxonomy places the organism in Eukaryota, Metazoa, Chordata, Mammalia, Perissodactyla, Rhinocerotidae. The record is from RefSeq and is a predicted model, not a curated record.
GGCGGCGGCGGCGCCGGAGCGGUUGGCUCAGCAUGUCGGUCAGCGUCCACGAGACCCGCAAGUCGCGGGGCAGCACGGGCUCCAUGAACAUCACCCUCUUCCACAAGGCCUCGCACCCCGACUGUGUGCUGGCCCACCUCAACACGCUGCGCAAGCACCGCAUGUUCACGGACGUCACACUCUGGGCAGGCGACCGCGCCUUCCCUUGUCACCGUGCCGUGCUGGCCGCCUCCAGCCGCUACUUCGAGGCCAUGUUCAGCCACGGCCUGCGGGAGAGCCGGGACGACACGGUCAACUUCCAGGAUAACCUGCACCCUGAGGUGCUGGAGCUGCUGCUGGACUUCGCCUACUCGUCCCGCAUCGUCAUCAACGAGGAGAACGCCGAGUCCCUGCUGGAGGCGGGCGACAUGCUGCAGUUCCACGACGUGCGGGACGCCGCCGCUGAGUUCCUGGAGAAGAACCUCUUCCCCUCCAACUGCUUGGGCAUGAUGCUGCUGUCCGACGCGCACCAGUGUCGCCGGCUCUACGAGUUCUCCUGGCGCAUGUGCCUGGUGCACUUCGAGACGGUGCGGCAGAGCGAGGACUUCAACAGCCUGUCCAAGGACACCCUGCUGGACCUCGUCUCCAGUGACGAGCUGGAGACGGAGGACGAGCGGGUGGUCUUUGAGGCCAUCCUGCAGUGGGUGAAGCACGACCUUGAGCUUCGCAGGGCCCACCUGCCCGACCUCCUCCGGAGCGUGCGGCUGGCCCUGCUGCCGUCCGACUGCCUGAAGGAGGCCGUCUCCGACGAGGCCCUGCUCAUGGCAGACGAGCGCACCAAGCUGCUCAUAGACGAGGCGCUGCGCUGCAAGACUAAGAUCCUGCAGAACGAUGGGGUGGUCACCAGCCCCUGUGCCCGGCCGCGCAAGGCGGGCCACACGCUGCUCAUCCUGGGCGGCCAGACCUUCAUGUGCGACAAGAUCUACCAGGUGGACCACAAGGCCAAGGAGAUUAUCCCCAAGGCGGACCUGCCCAGCCCCCGGAAGGAGUUCAGCGCUUCGGCGAUUGGCUGCAAAGUCUACGUGACCGGGGGCCGGGGCUCCGAGAACGGGGUCUCCAAGGACGUGUGGGUGUACGACACUGUCCACGAGGAGUGGUCCAAGGCGGCGCCAAUGCUGAUCGCCCGCUUCGGCCACGGCUCGGCCGAGCUGGAGAACUGCCUCUACGUUGUCGGGGGACACACGUCCCUGGCAGGCGUCUUCCCGGCCUCCCCUUCUGUCUCCCUGAAGCAGGUGGAGAAGUACGACCCUGGGGCUAACAAGUGGACGAUGGUGGCCCCAUUGAGGGACGGCGUCAGCAAUGCUGCCGUGGUGAGCGCCAGGCUGAAGCUCUUUGUUUUCGGGGGGACCAGCAUCCACCGGGACAUGGUGUCCAAAGUCCAGUGCUAUGACCCCUCAGAGAACCGGUGGACGAUCAAGGCCGAGUGUCCCCAGCCCUGGCGGUACACAGCCGCUGCCGUGCUGGGCAGCCAGAUCUUCAUCAUGGGAGGUGACACGGAAUUCACGGCUGCCUCGGCCUACCGCUUCGACUGCGAGACCAACCAGUGGACGCGGAUCGGGGACAUGACCGCCAAACGCAUGUCCUGCCAUGCCCUGGCCUCGGGUAACAAGCUGUAUGUGGUGGGGGGCUACUUCGGGACCCAGAGGUGUAAGACCCUGGACUGCUAUGACCCCACCUCGGACACGUGGAACUGCAUCACCACCGUGCCCUACUCGCUCAUCCCCACGGCCUUCGUCAGCACCUGGAAGCACCUGCCCGCCUGAGGAGCACCUGCAGAGCCCAGUCAGACUCUGCGUGUUUCUCCCCUCAGUG